AUGACGCUCCAAUUUCCAGUCCAAGAGAAGUACACCAUUUUGGAAGUAUCACAUGACAUUCAUGCUCCUAAAUGGGUAGCUUGCCAUCCCCUACCAUAUCCCUAUGCAAUUCACUAUUGCCAUUACAUAGCUACAGGGACUAAAGUGUUCAAAGUCACACUUGUUGGUGAUGAGAAUGGAGACAAGAUGGAAGCUCUUGGCAUUUGUCAUUUGGAUAAAUCUAAUUGGAACCCAGAUCAUAUUGUAUUUAGGCAGCUUGGAAUUAAGGCUGGGAAGAAUACUCCAGUGUGUCACUUUUUUCCUGUAAACCAUCUUUUGUGGGUUCCUGUGGAGACUUCAAAAGCCACCAUGUGA
Molecule: messenger RNA, 354 nt
Organism: Vicia faba (fava bean)
Lineage: Eukaryota; Viridiplantae; Streptophyta; Magnoliopsida; Fabales; Fabaceae
Source: the annotation of a GenBank genome assembly